CCAUAAAACCAGAGAAACCAUGAAUGCAGAUCCAAGCUGUUGAGGAACACAACAUAUAUCAGAAUUUCACAGCGGGAUAUUAGAUCGUUAGAGUGAAGACAUAUCAGCCUUAAACCGGAACCAUUCUCUGGUACCAUUUGGACAAGACACCGUGGACAAGAAAUCAGUUGUGCGGUGGAUCAUGGAAAUCAAAGAGGAAGGCACUUCAGAAGAAGGCCAGCAUUUUCUUCCUACAGCUCAGGCAAAUGACCCUGAGGACAUUCAGUUCACAAGUAUACAGAAGAUCCCCAAUGAACCGCAGCUGGAAUUCAUUCUUGCGUGCAAGGAUCUUGUGGCGCCCGUCUGUGAUCGGAAACUGAACACAGUAGUGCAGAUCUCGGUCAUCCAUCCGGUGGAGCAGACCCUGACGAGGUACUCCAGCACGGAGAUUGUGGAGGGAACAAAAGACCCACUGUUCUUGACGGGUGUCACAUUCCCAUCCGAGUACCCCAUCUAUGAAGAGACUAGAAUAAAACUGACAGUCUAUGAUGUCAAGGAUAAGUCUCACGACACUAUUCGAACCAGUGUCCUUCCGGAGCACAAGGAUCCCCCUCCAGAAGUUGGGAGGAGUUUCCUGGGCUGUGCCAGUUUUCAAGUUGGGGAACUGCUGAGGUCCAAGGAGCAGCUGCUGUCGCUGAGCCUGAGAACCUCAGAUGGUGGCAAAGCAGUUGGCACCAUAGAAGUCAGCCCCGUGAAGAUGGGGGAGAUUGAAGAUGGGGAUACCGACCACAUCACAACAGAUGCGCAGGGACAAAAGUGUGCACUAGCGUAUGAAUGUACAGCAGCAGAAAGUGGGAGCGGGAAGGACAACUCACCUUUUUUAAAUGCAGUGUUAAGGAACCCUGUGUGUAAGCUCUAUAGAUUCCCCACAGCCGACAACAAGUGGAUGCGAAUCCGUGAGCAGAUGUCGGAAAGCGUUCUUUCCUUUCAUAUCCCGAAGGAGCUGAUUGCCCUGAACAUAAAAGAAGACUUGUGUAGAAACCAGGAGUUGAAAGAGCUUGGUGACCUGUCUCCACACUGGGACAACCUACGGAAAAAUGUCCUUACUCACUGUGAUCAAAUGGUGACAAUGUACCAAGACAUUCUGACAGAACUUAGCAAGGAAACAGGGUCCUCUUUCAAAUCCAGCAGCAGCAAAGGAGAGAAAACGUUAGAAUUUGUUCCAAUAAAUCUACACUUGCAGCGGAUGCAAGUGCACGGCCCUCACCUCAAAGAUGCUCUCUAUGAUGUCAUCACUGUGGGAGCCCCAGCUGCCCAUUUUCAGGGAUUCAAGAAUGGUGGUCUUCGGAAAUUACUCCAUAGAUUUGAGACAGAGAGAAGGAACACCGGAUACCAGUUUAUUUACUAUUCACCUGAAAACACAGCCAAGGCAAAGGAGGUGCUCAGCCACAUCAGUCAGCUGCAGCCUCUCAUAGCAACCCACGCCGACCUGCUGCUCAGCUCCGCCAGCCAGCGCUCUCCAGACAGCUUGAGGAGUUCUUUAAAGAUGCUCUCAGAAAAAACUGAGCUUUUUGUACACGCCUUCAAGGAUCAGCUGGUCAGGAGCGCUCUUUUAGCUCUCUACACGGCAAGGCCAGGAGGCAUCCUUAAGAAGCCACCCUCUCCUAAGGACAGCACAGAGGACACUUGUCCCCUGGAUGAGCCCCCUCAGCUGAGAAGACAAGACUCCAUACCACAUCACUCUGACUAUGACGAAGAAGAGUGGGAUCGGGUGUGGGCCAACGUGGGGAAGAGCCUCAACUGCAUUAUUGCUACUGUGGACAAACUGAUUGAGAAAGACGGUCAUAACGGAGGUGGUCCCGGAGGUGGUCCCGGAGGCAGCAGUGGUCAAGAUGGAGACACGGAGCCUUCCCUAGAGAAUUCCAUCACAUCUCACCCAAAGGAGGACUGGUAUGAACAGCUACAGCCCCUCAUCCUCACCCUGAAGGAGUGCAUGGGAGAAGUGGUGAGCCGAGCCAAGCAGUCCCUGACGUUUGUGCUGCUUCAAGAGCUAGCCUACAGCCUGCCCCAGUGCCUGAUGCUGACGCUGAGAAGGGACAUCGUCUUCAGUCAGGCGCUUGCUGGAUUGGUGUGUGGUUUUAUCAUCAAGUUACAUACAAGUCUGCACGACCCCAACUUCCUCCAGCAGCUUCACACAGUGGGCUUGAUUGCGCAAUAUGAAGGACUGCUAAGUACCUAUAGUGAUGAAAUCGGAAUGCUAGAGGACAUGGCUGUCGGCAUUUCAGAUUUGAGGAAAGUUGCAUUUAAAAUAACUGAAGCCAAGUCUAGUGAUGACCUGCCUGUUCUCACAGGAAGGCGUGAGCACUAUGUGGUAGAGGUCAGGCUCCCGGCUGCCAUGUUUGAGUCCCUCCCUCUGCAGAUUAAAGAAGGCCAGCUGCUCCGUGUCUAUCCCGUUCUGUUUAAUGUUGGAAUCAACGAACAGCAGACUCUGGCUGAGAGGUUUGGAGAUGUUUCUUUGCAAGAAAGUAUUAAUCAAGAAAACUUUGAACUUGUUCAAGAAUAUUAUUCGAUAUUUACAGAAAAGAUGCCACCUGAUUAUAUUUCACAUUUUCAAGAACAAAAUGAUUUAAAAGGAUUGUUGGACAAUCUCCAUCAAAAUAUUCAAGCCAAAAAAAGAAAGAAUGUAGAGAUCAUGUGGCUGGCAGCAACAAUUUGUCGCAAACUCAACGGCAUCCGCUUCACCUGCUGUAAAAGCGCCAAAGACAGGACCUCAAUGUCAGUGACACUGGAGCAGUGCUCCAUCCUGAGGGACGAGCACCAGCUGCACAAGGACUUUUUCAUCCGAGCGCUGGACUGUAUGAGAAGAGAAGGAUGCCGCAUAGAGAACGUACUGAAGAAUAUCAAAUGCAGAAGGUAUGCUUUCAACAUGCUACAGCUGCUGGCUUUCCCCAAGUGCUACCGACCUCCAGAAGGCACUUACGGAAAAGCUGACACCUAACUUUCCCAGCAUGGAAAAAACAGGAAUUCAGAUACAUUGCGGUUAGAAGAUCUACACCUCUGCCUUUUUUGUUUUUUAAUGUUAUGAGUUUUUGGAGCGAGGUACUUAUGGGUGUUGUUCAUAUCCAAGCCAAUACAUCACUCAGAAAGUGACCCAGCACCACUAUGUUCAGCCCGUCUGUUCUCUUCUGUGUUAACUCUUACUGGUUGAGGUUAGUUCAGAAACUUUAAGGAACUAAAAGUGCAAAAAAAAAUUAAGAAUAGUGUCUGCUCGUGCUCAAAUAAAGAUCCUCAGCAGCUUGAAUUUCAUUUGGAGAAAUCCAGAGAUGCGAGAGACAUAUGUAUUGAGAUGUUCCCUGGCAGUGCUCUUAGUGUGUGAGUUUGCAGUCUACCAUAGGUCAAUAUAUGUGGAGUGGAGAGCCUAUAACACACAUGAGUCAAACAGUGAUAAAUGUACACAGUAAUUUUCAGUUAAUUGGGAUUUCAGAUCCUACCUUAUGGUAAGAUAACACUCUAUGUAAAACUACUAACAUUCCAAGUUACUGGUUUCCUUAGAGACCAACCACAUUGAAUAAGAUUAUCAUUCAAAAAAUGAGUAAAUCAAGGCAGGUUGCUCGGUUAGAUGACUUCAGAAGAACAAUUACAGCCACCCUUAUAUCUAUCUCUUUGAAACUCCCUAACCUGCCACUCCUGUCUUCUGCAGAUCGCUACACUAGCUAUACAUGACCCUUCACAGAGAGAGUCAAAUAGAAAUAGGAUUUAUCACUGAAAUGCACACUUAAAGUACAGCGAUCUGAAAGAAAAUCUGUAUUCUUCACAUUCUCGCCAGUGGGAAGACUAGUGCAAGCCUGUGUCUCCUCUGAGGCCACCAGAGAUUUCCAUCGCAGACACUCUGCUGUCACCUCAUCCAAAGCUUUACUUUAUGUCUUCACAGGUGCCAUGAUAGGUGUUUGCCUAAGAUGCUUCCUGUGCAGGCUUAUCAGAUAGCCCUCCAGUCCUGUGUUGAGUAUUUCAAAAGUCUGAGAAUAGAUGAUAACCCCCUGAGGCUUCCACAUGGGAUUAUCCAUUUUUUUAUUUUAGCUAAUGGCUUAUGGCUUUUGCCAAAGCAAUUACCAAACUGUUUGUAGCCUUUAAAAAUGAAAAAAAAAAUGCAUCUAAAUAGGGAAAUAGUUAUCUAAUUUUCUGAGAGCUAGUCUCCAUUUCAGUGAUUUAAUGUAAUCUUUUAACUGUUUGAUUUUUAGCUAGGUGGUAGGAUUUGUGGCUAUUCUCAUUACUGUACUGAGUUUAAGAGAGUUGUGAUGACAGGGGUUUGUCUAGCUCUGAGCUGUUCUUAGUAUUUUAAGUGGUGAUAUUCAUCCCAGGACAUUUUUAGCACAGAAAUGUUUUAUAAACAAUAAUUGUUUCUAUAGUUUUAUAAAUUAACCAUCUUAACUAAAAUAUGCUAUUUAUUAACUGGAAAGCCAAUAGUAAGGUUUUCCAGUUUUGUAUGACAUUUUAUUAAGACAUAUUUUUCUUUGUCAACAAAUGCUAAUACAGAAAUAUCAAAGGUGGACCUGACUAUACUGCACCUGCAAAUGAACAUUUAUUCGUUGACAGCUUCGCCAUCAUUUCCUUUGGGAAUCUUAUGCCUCCUUUCUUAUUUCCUAAACAUGACUGCACUUCUCCAAAUGCACUCAGACAACCACUUCGUGACUUUCUGAAUCAAACCAAAAUGAAAUAUUUUAGAAUCUCCCUUGAACAAACUCAGGCACAGUCAUGGGGUUUUCUCAGCUCCGUCAUACUGUUCUACCCAUGUUCUCGCUGAAAAGCUGCACCGCCAGCACGUCUAGGGAAAGCACAUAUUUCUAAACAACACAGUCUUCUUUCUCAUAAAUAAGAAUUUCCAUACUAUCAUCAGAUGCGGGUAUCAAUUCUGGGUUGACUAUUAACAGAACCCUGGGAGAAACAUGUUAAAAGCACAAAAAUCAAAUCCACGAUUGUUAUCCAAAAGUCUAGAGUGUGCAUCUGUCUUCCAGACAGCUAAAUACACCCUCGAACUGUCUGACUGAACCAGGGUUAUUUUGUGUGUACCAGUUCACUAAAUUUCCACCUCUACUUUUCCUCCUAUGUAUUGCCGUGAGUUCACACACACUGUUUUUCUUCCUACGUACUGCCCUGAGUUCACCCACACACAGCUUUUCCUCCCUUGUAUUUCCGUGAGUUCACCCACACACCGCUUUUCCUCCAUCUAGACGCUGACACUGUGUUGUCUGGUAAUCCAGCAGGGCCCUGAUAACUGCAUGAGGUGCUGAUGAAUGAUGUAAAAUCUGCCCACUUCACAGUCAGGGAGAUUCUCCAUGUGGCCACUAGUCACUCACGGUGCUGCUGCUUCCCACAAGCGGAAGCCUUGAAGGCUGCCACUGACUGCAUGGCGCACCUACCCUUCCACGUGUUAAGUGGUUUUCGUAAAGUAGAACUCAGAAUGGUAAAAGGGAGGAAACGUGAUUUUUUUUCUAAUCAGAUCAAAUCCCUCCCUCUGCAGAGAUACUCUGCGAGAGACAUUUUCCCCGUUGUGCCCAGACUGGCACUAACGGAUGCAUGAGAAGUGGUCGUUGAGUUUUCAGGAAUGGUACAAAUUGGUUGCUGCACAGUGGCAUAGCUAUCUGUAAGUCAUUAAAUGAAUUUAUUAAAAGUAAAGAUGACAAUCAAAGCUUAGAGCUUCCUAGAUUUUUAAAAAUCAAAUUCUGCAGUUUAUCCCGCUUCUAAGUGUAGUUGGCUCAGGUGGUUCUGUGUGGUGGAAAUGCCGUAUUGAUAACGCACACCUGUGAAUCCCCUGGAUCCACAUUUAAGAACGCAGUGUUGGUAUCUGGAAAUCAGCCACUGCGGGAAUAUUUACAUCACAGAAACUGGCAAAUGCCAUAAACUAGGACAUUUACAUCUUGAAACACCAGCGGUUAAGCAUUUACCAACUAGUGCAUGGCUCUGAGUCACUACGACAGUGUCUCAGAAAAUAUCAGAUUAUUGAGGGGAGUUACAAUUAUUAGGAUGGUUUUAAAUGAAAGUAAUCUUUCGUCAGAUUAUUAUAAUUUUAUGUUUGAUGUUUUCAACUUAAGGAAACAGGCAUGACUAUACACUAGAGUGGAAACAUAUUUUUUUUCAUAAUCAGUUAUUAAAUUAGAGGGCGAGUUUAAAAACUAUCAGUUGUGUGCUGCUGGUGGCCUUUAGCAAGACAAGCUUAUUAUAACUAAUACUUCAGGGCUAAAGUCAGGAAGUGGGAAGUUAAUUAUAAUAUAACUAUAAUAUGUUUCAUCUCAAUAUCUAAGUGUAUGAUUAUGGCAUUGCUGACAGAAGAGUGGAAUCAUAUCACUAUAUUCAAUGUUUACUAAGUUGAUCACAGUUGAAUCCUAGACUGAUUAGAUAAAAUAAGCACUGACAAUAUGCUCACACCACCCAGAUAUAUGUAUUUGAUUUUCAAAUGACAUAUGAUUUUAGUUCAAUAGGAGGAACACAUUUUGUAAUCUUUUAUGAACUAAAUUAAUUUUGGGGAAGGUUCAAGGCAGGCUUUCUCUUUUCAACACACAUUUCAGAACCUUGUUUGAGACUCUGAUCAGCAAGGUGGAGGGAAGCAGGCAAAUUGGGCACAUCCCUGCUAUCUAGAAGCUGUAUAACAAUGUGCUCUACUCACAACUAAAAAAAAAAAAAAAAUGCAGUUUUCUAAAAACUUGCACAGUUGAUUGACAGGUUUAACAUCAAUUUAUAUUCAUCUAUCCCACUUCCAAUCUGUGUAAGCUAUGACCCAU
This is a messenger RNA of Arvicola amphibius (Eurasian water vole), 6755 nucleotides long. RefSeq names its product inositol polyphosphate-4-phosphatase type II B (gene Inpp4b). Lineage: Eukaryota; Metazoa; Chordata; Mammalia; Rodentia; Cricetidae. The record is from RefSeq and is a predicted model, not a curated record. The transcript has 24 exons. Gene Ontology annotation, cellular component: cytoplasm. The coding region runs from base 182 to 2977 and encodes 931 amino acids. Gene Ontology annotation, molecular function: phosphatidylinositol-3,4-bisphosphate 4-phosphatase activity.